GUGGCUCCUCCUACCCCACAGUCUGCCUGCUUUGAGCAGCUUUUUGUUUUGCAGUGUCGGAGCGGUGGAGCAGAGGCGCCUGAUUCCGGACAAACUGCGAAAGAUUCGGUAGACACUGAGGACCAUGGCUUCCUUCACUUUCGGGGACAGACAGCAGUAUCUGCAGCUGGUGGGCAGCAAAGCUGCCACUGGCGAGUUGAAGCUGUUUGUACCGCGCUUCAACAGGACUUCAUUGACAGAUGUGCGAGAACUCAGCCCGUCCACAACACCAUCCUGUGACAUUCCUUUCAGUUUUGACUCUGUGGAGCCCUUAGAUUUUGAGGUGCAUAUAGCCAAUCAAAUGGCAAGUUCCGAGCUGGGAUCACUAGAGAAUCUAGUGGAUUUCCCCAAAGAUGAUAUUGAGGUCACGUUAUCACCUCGACUGUACCGGACUGUUAACCCUGCUGUGCCCGACGAUUGGAGUAACCUGACCCCACAGGUGAGAUCAUGUGUCAAGACUUACACCAAGAAUUGGCUGACAGUUAUGAGACGGUAUCAGAAGUGCAGCAUUGGGAGUCGGAGGAAAGGACUGAACCUUCCUCAACAGGUGUUUGAGUGUGAUGAAAGCUUCAGUACAGAGAAGCCAAAUCUCCACGUAUGCUGGCAUAAUUCUAUUGCAGUGCAGGCAGAUGAGCUAGAGACUGAGGCUCCAGAACUCUUUAUUCAGAACCUGCUGCAGCCCAUGGAUCAGGAGGAGGUUGAUCGGAAGAACGAGACCAUGCGUAAAUCUGGCAGGCUGCUAGAUCUGUUUAUGCUCUUCCCUGCAUCUGAUGAAGACGAAGCUGUGUGCCAUCGAGCCAUUCCCCCAUCACCAUGCGAACAAUUCGAGCAGAGAUUGCAAAUUAAUUUUCUAGAGUUCAAGUUUGAAAUUGAAAUCGAGCCACUCUUUUUGAUUUUGGCUUUGUAUGAUUUAAAAGAGAGGAGAAAGAUUUCAGAAAAUUUCUACUUGGAUAUGAACUCGGAAGAAUUUCGAGACAUUUCUCAGUCACAAGCACAGUCCUUGUGCUAUUUCAGAAAGGCCAUCUUCUCAAUUACCCAGCCUUCUUCUGAAAUUUACUUGGUCAUUAAGGUGGAGAAAGUGCUACAGCAAGGCAGUAUCACUGACUGUGCUGAGCCAUACAUGACCAUUAAAGAGAAUGAGACAGCCAAGAUGAGAGAAAAGAUUGGAAAGCUACGGUUCCAGGCAGCUUCUUUCUGCCAGCGUCUGAGUUUGUAUCGAAUGCCAUUCGCCUGGGCUGCAGUUGAUCUCAUGAGUCUCAUUUCUAAUCGCAGUUCCCAGAAUUCACUGGACAGAGAGACCAUCAAUGGAGGCAGUGGGAGUGAGGUGCGCUCACGAUCGUUAGACAACAAGAAUCACAUCCUCCCAUUUGGACCCGUACAGCACAGCCUCAACAUGUUUAAUAAACAGGAGGAAGAUAAGCUCAGUGAUGAAGACCUGAUGAAGUUCAUCACAGAUGAGAAAAAGCCAUCACCUUUACUGAGGAGACUGCGCAAGAUCCCAGGUGUUUUCCGAUUUGAAGUGAGCCCUGCUAAAGACACUCCGUCCUUUUGUUUCACCCCUGACUUUUUGGAAUUAAAGUCAUCAAAUAGUGGGGAUGCAGAGUUGGCUUUGGAAGUUUUAGAAUUCCCUUUGCCAGGUGUUUUGACUCUACACACAAUCUACAGAAACCUCCUCUAUGUCUACCCUCAAUUCUUCAACUUCACAAACCGACAGGGAUCAGCACGGAACAUCACUGUGAAAAUCCAGUUGAUGGGCAGCGAAAAAGCCAGCGAUGCCCUACCGGUCAUCUUUGGAAAAUCUGGACAUCCUGAAUAUGUGAAUGAAUCGUAUACACCCGUGGCCUAUCACAGCAGGUCUCCUUUCUUCUAUGAGGAAGUGAAGAUAAAGUUGCCGUCUGGUCUCACUGAAGACCAUCACCUGCUCUUCACCUUUUACCACAUUAACUGUCAGCCCAAACAGAGCCAGGACAGUCCUGAAGUUCCACUGGGUUACAGCUGGUUGCCAAUCUUGGACAAUGGACAUCUGCGCUGUGGAACCUUUGAACUUCCUGUUAAUUUGGACAAGCCACCCUUCCUUUAUUCAGUAUCGCCUAGCUCGCUGCCUGGCCUGAAGUGGUUGGAUAAUCGGAAAGCAGGCUUUAAAUUGGAGUUACGCCCAGUUUCGACAGUGCAUACACAGGAAAGGACCCUGGAGCGAUUCUUCUCACUGUGUGAAGCUGUGGGUGAACGUUACUCUUUAAUCCAUCAGACUGAGGCACUGAGCCAGGCCGUCUCCAUGCUCAAGCUGGUUUGCUUGGAGGAAUUGGUCCAGUUCCUGAACGUGGUGUUAGAUAAACUGCUGCCACUGUUACACAUGAGCUGCAGGAUGGGAGCAGAAGGAGCUCAUGUCAGCAAGGAAAUUUUUGAUGUGCUGGUUGCAAUUGUGGAUCGUCUUCAAAGUAGUGAAGAGGUGAAGAAAGACGCAUUAGGCCGAAGCCAUUAUCUAGCUUCGUAUGUUCACUACAUGUUCAAUAUGCCAGUUCUCCAUGAGAUCAGAGCCUCAGAGUCUGAGAAAUAUGCCACACUCAAGCCAGAGGCUACAGCUGCGUUACGGAGGAUAGGACUGCGCAGCACCAUUGACCCUGCGAUCCAACCAGCUAAACCCAUGCUGCUAGAAGACAGAGGAGGCAGUCAGAAACACUCAAAGUUAUUCCAUGAAGAUUUGGCCUAUUGCAUUGUGUUAACCAAUGGACAAGUGAGAGAUCAAGUUUACAGGCAUCUGUGGUUUUUCUUUGAACUGUUGGUUAAAAGUAUGAGCCAGUAUCUCUCCGACAUGGACCGCUGGAAAUUUCCUCCGAAACAACGGUUCUCCGAGAGUUACCGCGGCAUUGUCUACACGAUGGUCAACAUUGGUACAGAGUAUGUGAAAAACCAGGAUGCUGAAAUCACAGAAAUGACAAACCUGAGCCUUGGGUUCUUCCUGAAUGACCUGCUGUCCCUCAUGGACAGAGGCUUUGUUCUUCAUCUGAUUGGUCACCACCACAAAGAGCUUCUAGAGAACGCUGCAGCCCAGCCUCAUCUCCAUGACAGACGCAUCAACUUCCUGAGGGUUGUCUGCAGCCACGAGCACUUUGUGACCCUGAACCUACCGCUUGCAUCAUGCUCCAAGCUUCAGGAUGACAACAGACUCUUAGAGGAUGCCACUGUUCACAACUGUCCUGCUGGAAUGUUCAGUCUUUCCAGGAGAUUCCGUCAACAGCACUUCCUGGUGGGGCUGCUCCUAAAGGAGAUAGCUGAUGCACUGAAGCUGGACUCAGGCAGAUUGAUCAGAAGAAAAGCAGUGAGUUUACUUCAUAGCCUCCUGGCUUCACAUGAUAGAGACCCAAGGCUAUGGAACCGUAAACUGAAGGUGAAAGUGGCAGAAUUGUACCUGCCACUUCUGGGCAUCAUUCUGACUGCUCUCCCUGAACUGCAGAACCUGUCAGAUUCAGAUGGCCCGAAGAGUAAAUUGACAACACACUAUUCUAAUCCCAGAAAUGCCUCCAGCCUCAUAUUCACAUCGCCAGUGCUGUUGACCCCAUCCAGUGCUUCAUCAAACAGAUACUCAACUCCCAUUGCAGGGUUUUCAAGUCCAAGUGCCACUAAAACAGCAGAAGUGACCCACAAGACAUUCUUGUUCUGCUUCCUGUGGGUUCUGAAGAACGCUGAUGAAACAACUAUUAAAGGAUGGAUGCAGAGCCUUCCAACCCCACAGUUGCUCAGUUUUCUGGAGAUCCUUGACCUCUGUGUGUCCAACUUUGAGUACGAGGGCCAACCAUCCACAGAACAGAUCGGCAGCCAUGUUUACAGGAAGUCGAGAGACAUGAAGGCACGGCUGGAGGAUGCCAUCUUCGGAACCACAGGAGCCCGCAGUGAGAUGAUGAAACGCCGGGAAUAUCCAGGAAUUGACAGGUUAUUCUCUCGGGUGAGUGUGGGCCUACAGGAGAAGUUACGCUGGCGAAAGGACCUGACGCAGUGGCGUCAAGCUGUUGAUAAAGACAAGUUGAAGGCGGAACUUCAACAAGAAGCCCUGGUCAGUGGGAAUUUGACCGUGGAGACAAACCUGAUUGUGCUCGACACCCUGGAAUUGAUUGUCCAGCAGUUCAGCUCGAUGCUGGAGUCUAAACCUGUAGUCAUGGGCGUCCUGAAGGUCCUGAUUCACAGCCUGUGCUGCAACCAAAGUACCCUGUACCUACAGAACUGCUUCAACACACAGAGAGCCCUCAUCGCCAAGUUUCCAGAAAUACUUUUUGACGAGGAUUCGGAGCAUUGCAUGGAGCUGAGCUUGCUGCUGCUCCAAAGGUGUAUGAGUCAUUUUGAGAGCACAAGGGCCCAGGCCUCGGCCUCCCUCUACCUCCUCCUGCGGCAGAGCUACAAAGAGCAUUUUUCAAGAAUGAAAAUGUAUAUCACCCUAUCCCUGGCUUCCUUAGCGGAGAAAAUAUCGAACCAGGAUGAGCACUGUCUCCAGAAAUCUCUUGGGAUAAUGCUAAUCUACCUGGACACAGACAAAGCCAUGGAAGGUACCAGUUUCUCCAUACAGGUGGAAGAGCUCUUAAGGAACCUAAAGGCAGUAUUGUGUGACACUGUGAAACUGCAGAAAUUCCUGGUGGAUGUGGACAUGCAAAUUGACCUGAUGUUCAGAAUUGCAAAGGGUUUACAGAAUUACUUGGAUCUCCGCCUAAUGUGGCUGCGGAACAUUGCAAUGAAGCACAUUGAACGGAAACAGUUUGCUGAGGCAGCGCAUUGCAUGGUGCACAGCGCCGCUCUGGUGGCAGAAUACUUGAACCGUGUGGAAGGAACUGUCCAUUUGCCCAUGGGCAGCGUGAGUUUCCAGAAAAUUUCCAUUAAUGUCUUGGAGGAAUCUUUGGUGUGUGACGAGGUCUUUUCCAUGGAAAAGGAGGGCAUUUGCUCCGGAAACUCCUUCAGUGAAGAGGGUCUCCUGGAGUUAUUGGAUGAAGCACUUGAGCUCUUCAACAAAGCAGAAUAUUAUGAAGCUGUUUAUGAAAUUUACAAGAUCAUAAUUCCGAUUGCUGAAUUUUAUCGGAACGUUAAAAAAUUAUCAGCUAUCCAUGGAAAUCUGAAGGAGACAUUUGAUCUGAUCCUGAGUAAGGAUCGUAAAAGAUUGUUUGGAACAUAUUUCCGCGUGGGAUUCUAUGGGUCGCUGUUUGGAGAGUUGGAUGGGCAGGAAUAUAUCUACAAGGAGCCGGGGAUCACAAAUCUAGUGGAAAUCUCUGCCAGGUUACAGGAAUUUUACAAGAAGCAGUUUGGAAAAGAUCAAGUAGAAGUUAUCAAAGAAUCGUCACCAGUGAAGAAAGGAAAGCUGGAGCCCAGCAAGGCCUACCUUCAGAUAACUUACGUCGAGCCUUACUUUGAGGAGUACGAUCUGAAAAACCGAGUCAGCUACUAUGAGAGGAAUUCAAACUUGCGGAGGUUCAUCUACAGCACACCGUAUACAUUGAAUGGCCGGGCGCACGGGGAGCUCAGCCAGCAAUAUAAACGUAAAACCAUUCUGACAACCCUGCAUGCUUUCCCAUACAUCAGGACAAGGAUCAGUAUCAUAGAGAGGCAGGAGAUUAGCCUGAGACCAAUUGAAGCUGUGAUUGAGGACAUGCAAAAGAAGACACAAGAGCUGGCACAGGCGACGAGUGUAAACCCGCCCAACAUGAAGCUGUUACAGAUGGUGCUGCAGGGCUCUGUGGGCACCACUGUCAAUCAGGGUCCCAUGGAAGUGGCUCAAGUAUUUUUGUCUGAAAUUCCUGACGAUCCAAAACUUUUCAGACACCACAACAAACUCCGAAUCUGUUUCAAGGACUUUCUGAAACGAUGUGAAGACGCCUUGAAGAAAAACAAAAGCUUGAUCACGUCCGAGCAGCUCGAGUAUCAGCGGGAACUCGAGCGGAACUAUGAAGCUCUUGAGCACAACCUGCAACCAUUUAUUAACCGCAAGAUCCCACACCUUUACGUUAUGACUCAUUUAUAAUCACCCGAGGGGAUGGGAAAUAUAUUUUGGAAGCAGGCCAAGAACCCUAUAACUGUACAGAGUGACACUCCUUGGAACGAUAUUACUAACUGUUUACUAUUCAUUUUGUGAAUAGUUAUCUCGUGUAAGAAUAGAAAAUGUAUUUAUAUAUCUGGUGGAAUGUGUUAAAAGUUUCUUCACUUACACUUGACAUGUGAGCCUUGCCACGACAUUCUGCUAGAAUAUCUGGGAGGAUUUAUUUUUAUUUCCUGAAAUUCUUUGCUAUUUGUCUGUCUCUCUGGGCUGACAGACUCUCCCGUUGCUUUGACGAAUGGAUGUUCAGCAAAAAAAAAGAGUUUACAAACUGAGUUGAUGUGGUCUCAUGAGUGACAAUAAGCCAAUUCUCUGUUUACAUAACCUUUUGCAAGUAGAAGUCAGAGAUGGGGUGAUGCCAUUGGCUUUGUGCUGAAAACACUUAAGUCUGUUCCCCCAAAUGUCAAAAUUGCUUGAUAACAAAUACAUCUGCAUCUGAGUCUGUCCAGUGUUGUUUCUCCCCCUGCAUUUGAAUCCAGCAUGCAAGCUCCAAGACCUGCUGAGCUUUUCCAGCAAUUUCUGUUUUUGUUUCUGAUUUCCAACAUCCGCAAUUCUUUCGGUUUGUUAAUGCAAGCUCCAAGAUUGCCUUACAGGUUAUCGUCUUAUCUGAGUUUCACAUCUCCUAAAGUACAUGUUACCUACUCAGCUGGAUGCAGAUUACUGUGUUUGGUGUUCUGUCUUUACAUGUUUCUCAGCUCAUUUACGCCCGUACAACCAAUGAUGAAACCUUUAACAUCAGACAAUUGUCCCCGAACCUUCACACAAGCAGAUGGAAGGCUAACAUUGAAUGAGAGAGAGAGAGAGAGGCUUAGCACAUCAACAUUAGAAGUAGGUCUUGACAAGAUUUUUAAAAGGAAUUGGGAGAAGGCAUUUGGCAAGGGAAUUCUACAAAACAGAGUGCAGCCAGUUUGGAGGUUCAAAUCAUUUUCAAUAACACGUGAAUAGAAACGAAAUGGGACUUUAGACUGAGAAGAAGUCAUAGUAUAAUAUUUA
This is a messenger RNA of Rhincodon typus (whale shark), 7102 nucleotides long. RefSeq names its product dedicator of cytokinesis protein 7-like. Bases 125 to 6037 code for a protein of 1970 amino acids. The record is from RefSeq and is a predicted model, not a curated record. The transcript has 46 exons. Gene Ontology annotation, biological process: positive regulation of T cell migration; small GTPase-mediated signal transduction; positive regulation of GTPase activity. Gene Ontology annotation, cellular component: cell leading edge. Lineage: Eukaryota; Metazoa; Chordata; Chondrichthyes; Orectolobiformes; Rhincodontidae. Gene Ontology annotation, molecular function: guanyl-nucleotide exchange factor activity.